UCCUACAGACCAAAUCACCAUGAGUUGGGGGGCCGAGAUCUCCACCCUCACCUGGGCGCCCCCCCUCCCCUGAUCUCCCCCAAACCUCCCCAGCUCCCCCCGCCCCCUCCCACCACCCUGUGGAACCCAGCCGCCCUCAUCGACACAGCCUCGGACUCCCGCCGAGGGCACGACCCCCCUGGGAUGGGCCUGUACGACCUGAGCCGCCCCCCCCCAGGCCCCCUCAAGCUGGAGGAGGGCGGGCGGAGGGCCAGGGGGGAGAGGGACGGGGCCCCAGGGGAGAAGUACCCCCCUGUCAGGGGUCCCCCUGGCCUGCAGGAACCCAGCACCUUCCUGGCUGAGCUGGAGAAGUCCACCCAUUCCUUCUUCAGCCAGCAGAGGGCGUCUCUGUCCCUGCCCAGCCAGUACGGAGAGCUGGGUGGGGGCCAGAGGAGCAGUGGGGCAGUGAAGGGGCUCCAGGGGCCAGGCAGACACAGCCAGGGGCCAGGCCCGGGGAUGGGGCCGGUGGCCAGCCAGGGGCCAGAACCCACGCUCAUCUAUGAUGACUUCCUCCAGCAGCAUCGCAGGCCCGUCAGCAAGCUGGACCUGGAGGAGAGGAGGAGGAGGGAGGCUCGGGAGAAAGGGUACUACUAUGAGCUGGACGACUCAUACGAUGAGAGUGACGAGGAGGAGGUGAGAGCUCACCUUAGGAGAGUUGCGGAGCAACCGCCCCUGAAACUGGACGACUCCUCGGAGAAGGUGGACUUCCUGGGUGUGUUUGGCCUGACUACGGUGGCCCGGAAGGACCAGCUGCUGCAGCAGAAGAGGAGGAAGAGGAGACGCAUGCUGAGAGAGAGAAGCCCCUCCCCCUCGGCCGUGCAGGCCAAGCGCUCGGCCCAGGCUCCGCCCCCUCUCAGCACGCGCUUCACUCCCGAGGAGAUGAACCGCGCCCCCGAACUGGAGGACAAGAAACGCUUCCUGAACAUGUUCAGCCUCUCUCACGUCACCCUGCAGCAGAGGAGAGAUAAUGAGAGAGUGGUGGAGCUGCUCCAGGCUAUUAAACAGAAGAGCGUAACCUUGGACACCAUCAGACACGCCCCCCACCCCCUGUGUAAGAGCCCUCCAGCACAGAACUCUGAUCCCGCCCCGGCCCAUUCCUCCAGCGAAUCAGACGACCCGCUCAGUGCCAGGCCUCCCAGCCCCUCCCACCCCCGCACCGCCUCUCCCGGUGGCCCCCUGGGCCACCCCAAGCCCCCCGCCGACCCACCAAGACCAAAGGACCCCCCGGGGCCCCCCCUCCAGGACAAAACCCGGCCUCCCUCCGACGGCCCCCACCCCAAGAGGAGCGCCAGCCUGCUCAACAGCCUGCGGCCCCCCCUGCAGCCCCCCCUGCAGCCCAAGGACGGCCCCCCCGCCCUGAACGGCCGGGCCAAGCCCUGGGACAGCUUCACGCCCGAGGAGUUCGCCCAGCAGUUUCAUGAGUCGGUGCUGCAGUCUACCCAGAAGGCCUUGCAGAAGCACAAAGGUGGCUCCACGGUGACCUCAGAGCCCUCCCACCUGCAGGAUUCCUCGUCCGUGCACUACAACAUUCCAGAGCUGCAGAGCGGCCGGCCGCACGUGCACUCCCACGUGCACGCUCACGUGCACUCUCACGCGCACGCUCCACCGGGACGGCCCCGGCAACAGGAGGAGCUGUCUGCACCUGACGACUCGGAAGAGGAGGAGGAGGAGGAGGAGGAGGAGGAGGCAUCAGCUCCCAGAUGGCAGGGGAUCGAAGCCAUAUUCGAAGCUUAUCAGGAAUACAUAGAAGAUCAAGGUGUGGAGAGGCAGGUGUUGCAGAGUCAGUGUCGGAGGCUGGAGGCUCAGCACUACAACCUCAGCCUGACUGCGGAGCAGCUGUCUCACACCAUGGGGGAGCUGAUGUCCCAGAGACAGAAGCUGGCAGUGGAGAGGGAGAAGCUGCAGGCGGAGCUGGAGCACUUCAGGAAGUGUCUGACGCUGCCGCAGACACACUGGCCCAGGGGGGGCCACUACAAGGGCUACCCCCCCAGGUGACCCCCCCAGGUGACCCCCCCAGGUGACCCCCCCCCACACGCCUGCCCUCCCCCACUUCACUCUCCCUGCCCGCUCACUGGCCUGAACAGACACACAGAACUUAAUCUUCAUGGCCCAGCCCAAGACUGCUUCAUAGAAGGGAGGAUGGAGGGAGGGAGGGAGGGAUGGAGGGAGGGAGGGCUGGAGGACUGACCAGGACCUGGGGCAUCGAGGGGCGUGGCUACUAGCCAGCGGCCCGUGGUGACCCUGCCAAUGUCUGGGUUCAGAGGAAGCAAUGAGCAAGAGAUCAUUCUGGACAAAGCUCAAAGACGGCACACACACACACCCCCCACACACACACACAUACACCCCCCACACACACACACACAUACACCCCCCACACCCCCCCCCCUACACACACACCCCCCACACACACACACACACACCCCACACACACACACAUACACCCCCCACACACACCCACACACACACCCCACACAAACACACACACAUACACCC
Molecule: messenger RNA, 2532 nt
Organism: Osmerus eperlanus (European smelt)
Lineage: Eukaryota; Metazoa; Chordata; Actinopteri; Osmeriformes; Osmeridae
Product: genetic suppressor element 1-like
Exons: 9
Source: RefSeq, a predicted model, not a curated record